UUCAAUUUAUAUGAUUAUUAGCAAUGAGCACAUCAAAAAAUUUUAGGUGGACAAAACCAAUGGAACGUCAUUUCCUGGAAAUACUUGCAGAGGAGGCACAAAAAGGUAAUAAGCCAUCUAAUACCUUCAAAUCAGUUUCUAUAAAGCGAGUUGCAACAUCUAUUUCUGAAAAAUUUGGAGUCCAAUGUGACGCUAAACACGUGGAAAAUCAUUUGAGGACUGUCAAAAACACAUGGAAAACUAUAUGUACAAUUCGUGAAAACAGUGGAUUAGGAUGGGACGACAACAUGAAAAUGAUAACCUGUGACGGAGUGACAUAUGACGCUAUAGUGACGGCACACCCGAAAUAUGGUCAAUUUUUGAACAAAAAAAUUGAUUCUUAUGAUGAGAUGGCUCUUGUUGUCGGUCAAGAUAUGGCAACAGGGAGUUUUGCUAGAACUUUUGCCAAUAUAGACUUGGAUGAUAUUAAUGAAGGAUCAAUACCAUUAAAUUUCGACACUCAACAUGUCGAUGAGGAAAUAGCAAACAUAUCUUCAUCUGGUACAUCAAAACGUAAAAGGAAGAAUGUCCAAGAAAACGUCGAGCAUGAUCAUAUUCAGUUUGUAGGUGAGAAACUUGGUGAGAUUGCUGAAACACUCAAAAAAUUUACCGAGGAUAGGACACCAUAUCUUUACGAAGAAGUUAUGUCAAUGGAGAAAGAAGGAUUUGGUGACGACUUUCUUUGUGAGGUCUUCGAUUUUCUAGCCAAGAAUGAGCUUGAGGCCAAAGCUUUCUUGGCUAAAAAAACAAAGCAUAGGAAAAUUUGGCUUCAGAAGUUUACCCAAGAUUAA
Hibiscus syriacus is the source of this 830-nucleotide messenger RNA. Its product is annotated as L10-interacting MYB domain-containing protein-like. The record is from RefSeq and is a predicted model, not a curated record. Bases 24 to 830 code for a protein of 268 amino acids. Lineage: Eukaryota; Viridiplantae; Streptophyta; Magnoliopsida; Malvales; Malvaceae. The transcript is spliced from 2 exons.